Ilex paraguariensis (yerba mate) is the source of this 2763-nucleotide messenger RNA. The record is from the annotation of a GenBank genome assembly. Lineage: Eukaryota; Viridiplantae; Streptophyta; Magnoliopsida; Aquifoliales; Aquifoliaceae.
CUCCUCCUUCCCACCACCUUCUCUCCUGGUUCCUAAUUGUAGAAAACUAAGUGGAAAAUCAGCACACCUUCCCAUUUCUCUCUCCUCUAUCUUCUAUCCUCUCUUUUUUCUCAUCUCUCUCUCUCUGGGCAGCCGCCACUACGCCACCGCCCAGCCAGCUGCACGAAGACUUUCUAUGGCUGAAACCAUCAUCUCAUAAAAAUAGCCAGAGGAGAUAUUCUAUGGUUGAGUGUUCCAGAUAUUGCUUCAUUUGAGAUCUAGUAAAUUUUCUUACAAUUAUUAGGGUUGUAUUUGGACGUAAGCGUUGGAAUUGAUUAUAUAAGGAGAGAGGCGAAACCAACUUGAACUCCAUUCAAUUAAUCAGAUUUCGGAAGAUCUACUUUUUUUUGUUGAGGCAGGUUUUCUUGUGCUCCCAGAUGGGGAUAUUUGAAGAAAUGGGUUUCUGUGGUAAUUUUGAGUUUAUCUCGGCUCCUACUGGGGAAGGAGAUGUGGCACCUGAAGCUGAUCCAGAGGCAAGCAUGGAGGAGGAUUUUAGUGAUGAGGAGGUGGAUGUUGAUGAGCUUGAGAGAAGGAUGUGGAAAGACAGAAUGCUCUGGAAGCGGGUUAAAGAACAUAAAAAGGGUAAGGAGGGAGUUGAGGACGCAAAGCAACGCCAAUCCCAAGAGCAAGCACGAAGAAAGAAAAUGUCUCGGGCACAAGAUGGUAUCCUAAAAUACAUGCUGAAAAUGAUGGAAGUCUGUAAAGCUCAGGGUUUUGUGUAUGGUAUAAUCCCAGAGAAAGGCAAACCAGUUAGUGGGGCCUCUGACAAUCUUCGUGCAUGGUGGAAGGAAAAAGUCCGUUUCGAUAGGAAUGGCCCUGCUGCUAUCGCCAAGUACCAGGCAGACCAUUCAAUUCCUGGGAAGAAUGAAGACUGCAGCGCAGUGGCCUCCACUCCUCACACCUUGCAAGAGCUCCAGGACACUACGCUUGGCUCCCUUUUGUCUGCUCUGAUGCAGCAUUGUGACCCACCCCAGAGGCGGUUCCCCCUGGAGAAGGGUGUUGCCCCACCAUGGUGGCCUACUGGACAUGAGGAGUGGUGGCCUCAAUUGGGUCUACCCAAGGAUCAAGGGUCGCCUCCAUACAAGAAACCUCAUGAUUUGAAGAAGGCCUGGAAGGUGAGUGUUCUAACAGCAGUGAUCAAACACAUGUCUCCUGACAUCGCCAAGAUUCGCAAGCUUGUGCGGCAGUCUAAAUGCUUGCAGGAUAAGAUGACAGCCAAGGAGAGUGCUACUUGGCUUGCUAUCAUUAACCAAGAGGAGGCUCUGUCCCGGAAGCUGUAUCCUGAUAGCUGCACACCAGCAUCCUUUGCUGCGGGCAAUGGGUCAUAUCUUAUCAGCGACACUAGUGACUAUGAUGUUGAAGGAGUGGAUGAUGACGAAAACGAUGAAGUGAGGGAAUGCAAGCCCCGUGAUGUCAAUCUCUUUAACCCAGAGAUGGGGGUUCCAAAGGAAAGGUUUAUGGUGCCACCAUUGGUUCCGGUUAAGGGAGAGCAUGUUGAUAUAAGCUCGGAUUUCAUCCAGAAGAGGAAGCAGCCAUAUGAUGAGCAUCACGUGAUGAUGGAUCAAAAGAUAUACCCUUGUGAAUACCUCAAGUGCCCUUAUAAUUAUUAUCGCUUAGGGUUUCAUGACAGGACUUCAAGAAACAAUCACCAGUUGAAUUGCCCAUACCGAAGUAGUUCUUCUGAAGGUCUUGGCAUGCCAAACUUUCAAAGUAACAAUGACAAACCUGUCGCCUUCUCGAUGCCUUUCGCUCAACCGAACCCAGCUGCUCAACCAGUGAACCAGGCUCCCCCUUCUUUCAAUCUCUCUGGACUUGGACUUCCGGAAGAUGGGCAAAGGAUGAUUUCUGAUCUUAUGUCUGUAUACGAUAACAAUCAGCUGAACAGGGGCUUGAAUUCUGGGAAUCUUAGUGUUUUAGAAGAUCAAAAUCUGCAUCAGCAGAGAUUUCAUGUUCAAGUGGAUGAUGGCUUCUUUGGACAGGGUGGUCCAGUGGGAGGCAACAUGUCUCAAGAAACCAACAUGGCCUUGAAUCAUUCUAUUGUCCCAUCAACAGAUAUCCAUUUUGAUCAAUGUAAAUCAUCGUUUGAUUCCGCGCUUGAUACCAACCCAAAUGGAAAUAUUGCUGACUUUCGAUUUGGUUCCCCAUUCAGCAUGGGAUCAGUUGACAAUUACAUGGAUCCAUUUCCAAAGCAAGAUGUAUCCAUGUGGUACCUUUGAAGAAAUCAGCAGGACUUGUAUCUUAUUGCUCUUAAGGAGUUCUGACAAAGGAUGAAAUGGCUGAAUAUUCUCAGGAAGGUCAUUGUUGCAUUGUCUUGCUCUAAAUAGGUGAUGCUGCUUCUCUUUGUAGUAGGUUAUUAUGUUGGUUAUCAUAGAUGUUUAAGAACUGUAUGGAACUGGGUUUUGCUUCUCCAAAUGUUUGAAUAUAGGUCUGCUUUGGUUGCUUUCGUCGCAUUACAGAAGAGAGGAAAAUAAAUAACUGGGAAGGAACCCACCCCUUUUUCUGUAAUGCUUUUGAACUGGUUAGGGACAGUUUAUUGUUCCAGAAGUUGAAGUUGCAUGUAGUUGUAUUAUAUUUGCUGUAGCAAAACUAGUGUGAGUUUUAUUUAUGUUUCUGAAUUACUAGAUAAGAACCCAAUGAGAGUUUAUAUUAGUAUGGUGCUUCAUGUAUAAGGAAACCUCAUAAAUAUUUUGCACUUGGGCUUCUUUAAUCACCCUUAAAUUACUC